GUCAUCUUCUCGGCUUCUUCCAACUGUAUUAACGAGCUUUUAUGCAUAAAAAUAAAAGAUAUUGGAGGUUUUCAAUCAAGUUUUAAAGGUAAAGGAUGUUGCGUAUAGCUAAAGUUAAAGAGAGUUUUUAUGAAUUUUAGUCACAAUAUGAUACUAAAAUCAAUCAAUUCAAAUUAAUGCUGAUCGCAUGGAGAGAUAAAGAAGGGCAAUCCAUUUACAUUCCUUCUCGUUUCGUCUUUCUCCUUCCGCAUUUUCUUCAUGUGGUCAUCUUCAUUCUCUUCUCUUCUUUCAUCAUGAUAAGUCUCCCUUAAGGUACAACAUUUUGGUUUCCAUUGGAUUUAUGAAUUCUUUUUCGGGGUGGAAAUCGGAUUUAUGAUUUAAUUGUAAAUAUGAUGGUUUGGUGAUUGAAGAACUGCGACUAGCAUGAUGACUUUCCUUGAAAUAAUUGUUUCUCUUAAUUUAUUUCAUUUGAAUAUCUCUUUCUACUCCUCCUGAUUUUCUUCCUCUCUCAGCUCUCCCAUCUGAUUUUAAUUUUUUUCUUUUUUUUUUUUUCCAGAUCUAAAGCUUGAACCAGUAACCCACCCAGCCUGCCGGUUUUCCCGAUUCAGACCGGUUCUUGACUGAUUUGCUUCAUCAUGGUUUCAUGGCUUGCUCCGGACCGGACCAAAUGCCGGUUCAUGGCACUCAUAAGAAUGUGAAUGGCGAGACACGCUGCGGUGGGAAUCCGUUAAAACACAACGGUCCAAAUCGGGAGCUCGUUUCUUGCUCAGCAAGCCAUCGCCUCGAGGGGCCGAAUCAUCUCCAGGGGGGGCUCAUGGAUCUCAAAAAAGGAAUCGCCUUGAACACUCCCUCUGAACCCCCCACACCCACCACCCCUCGUUCCACUCUAUUCCUCUCCUCUUCCGCCAAGGCACUCCUUGUUUCCAACUCCAGUAAAUCCCUCCAGGCCUCCAAUUCCAGUAAAUCCAUUCUCUCCAAUUCCGGCAAGCGCUUCGACAAGAAGAAGUACGUCAAGCAGGUCACCGGCCGCCACAACGACACCGAACUUCACCUCGCCGCUCGGCGUGGUGACGCCGCAGCUAUUCGACACAUUCUCGGAGAAAUCGAUGCCCAGAUGAUCGGAACCCCUAGUGGGGCCGAUUUUGAUGCCGAGCUCGAGGAGAUUAGGUCCGCCAUUGUCAAUGAGGUCAACGAGUUGGGGGAGACAGCUCUGUUCGUGGCAUCCGAGCUGGGGCAUAUUGACGUGGUGAAGGAGCUUCUACCCCACGCCACCAAGGAUGCCCUUUCCUUGAAAAAUCAAUCCGGCUUCGAUGCCUUGCAUAUUGCUGCUAGCCAAGGUCACCUAGCCAUUAUACAAGUGUUACUAGACCAUGAUCCAGAGCUAAUAAAUACAUUUGGACAAUCAAAUUCAACUCCUCUCAUAUCAGCAUCUACAAAAGGGCAUGCGGAUGUUGUUAAUCUAUUAUUAUCACGAGAUCCUAGGCAGGUGGAGUUAUCUAGGUCCAAUGGAAAGAAUGCCCUCCAUUUUGCUGCUCGUCAGGGACAUGCUUUUAUAGUAAAAUCACUACUCGAAAAAGAUCCACAACUUACUCGAAGGAUUGAUAAGAAAGGGCAGACUGCGUUGCAUAUGGCUGUAAAGGGGGUUAGUUGUGAAGUAGUGAGGUUGCUUCUUAAUGCAGAUCCAUCAACUGUUGCGCUACCUGACAAGUUUAACAAUACUGCAUUACAUAUUGCCACCAGGAAAAAGAGGGCAGAGAUAGUGAGUGAGCUAUUGCUUCAUCCCGAAACCAAUGUUAAUGCCCUAACAAGAGACCAUAAAACAUCUCUUGACAUUGCUGAAGGACUCCCCCCAUCUGAAGAAAUCCUAGAGAUAAGAGAUUGUCUGAUUCGUAGCGGCGGAGUUAAAGCCAAUGAUCUUAACCAACCAAGGGAUGAACUAAGGAGGACUGUGACACAGAUUAGGAAGGAGGUCCACAUUCAGCUUGAACAAACUCGGAAAACAAACAAGAAUGUGGAUGGGAUUGCCAAGGAGCUACGCAAGCUGCACAGGGCGGGGAUCAACAAUGCUACCAACUCAGUUACAGUGGUGGCUUCACUCUUUGCAACAGUUGCAUUUUCUGCAAUUUUUGCUGUUCCUGGUGGGGAUUUUGAUAGUGGGAUGGCCGUUAUGGUGUCCACUCCAUCUUUUAAGAUCUUCUUUAUUUCUAAUGCAGUUGCACUCUUUACGUCAUUGGCUGUUGUCGUGGUUCAAAUUACAGUUGUUAGAGGGGAGACAAAGUCUGAAAGGAGGGUUGUGAGAGUGAUUAACAAGCUGAUGUGGUUGGCCUCUAUUUGUACCACAAUUGCAUUCAUUUCAUCAUCUUAUAUAGUAAUUGGUCGACGAAACAUAUGGGCUGCGAUCCUUGUUACUGUGAUAGGGGGAGUUGUGAUGGCGGGUGUUCUUGGUGCUAUGACAUACUUUGUGCUUAAAUACAAACGUAUUCGGAGGGUGAGAAAGAAAGCCAAAUUCUCCAAGAAACAUCUAGGGCAUCAUUCAGAUUCAGAUUCAGAAAUAAAUCCGAUUUAUGCCAUUUGAUGUCAUUUUGGACUUCAAACUGCACUCUAAAUUUUCUACGCAGCAUCUUUGCAGUCACUCGGCUGACUAUACUGGACGUUUCAUAUCUUGAUAAAGCAACAUGGUGGCCCUUGGGGAAAUGAAAAGCUUUUUUUCGUGUUACAAGGGGCAUAACUUAAGAGAGCCAAAUUAUUGGCUAGUUACUACGUACGGAUCUUAAAAAUGAAGGAAAUCAAAUCAAUGAUCAAGUUUCUCGUGUGUAUGUAUGCUUAAAUGUUUGUGUAUUUAGAUAUUAUUAUAGAUUAUGACCUGCAAUCCCCUUAUAGCAUACCUUUUCUCAUGAUUUUACAUCUUAAAAGCAAGAGACAGUUUGUUUCCGACAAUUUGUUAAGCAGAUCUUACUGAUCUUGUUGCGUGUGAUAUAGAUAGGGAUUUGUUUGUUUCCCCCCCUCCUCUACUCUCCUUCACAAGGAGGAAAGGUUUUUCAUUUUCUAACACUUCUCGUAUUUGACAUUUGUGGAUGAUAAUGGAUUGCCGAGGUCGAGGGGUCUUGUUCAUUAUAAUCUCUCACAGUUAACUCACAGGGUUUAUGAUGUGUGACAAGGAACAUGUUGAUUGAAUUGAAGUUCCCUAUGUAGGGUGUUAUUCUAAACGUGAAACAUGGUCCCAUGCCUGUUUCUUCAGCACCUUCAAGGUGGAAUCUCCCCCGACGUUUGGCACGUUCCGUGAAUUUUGAGAUUAUGCAAGGGAUGCCAUAUUUAUCAACAGUUAGUAGACUGAUGUUCAAGCUUAGCUGUGAAUUUAAUGUAA
Molecule: messenger RNA, 3364 nt
Organism: Prosopis cineraria
Lineage: Eukaryota; Viridiplantae; Streptophyta; Magnoliopsida; Fabales; Fabaceae
Product: ankyrin repeat-containing protein ITN1-like
Exons: 6
Coding region: 644-2575 (643 amino acids)
Cellular component (GO): plasma membrane
Molecular function (GO): protein phosphatase 1 binding; protein phosphatase regulator activity
Source: RefSeq, a predicted model, not a curated record